Molecule: messenger RNA, 834 nt
Organism: Schistocerca americana (American grasshopper)
Lineage: Eukaryota; Metazoa; Arthropoda; Insecta; Orthoptera; Acrididae
Product: ankyrin-repeat domain containing transcription coregulator asaA-like
Exons: 4
Coding region: 1-834 (277 amino acids)
Biological process (GO): proteasome-mediated ubiquitin-dependent protein catabolic process; regulation of proteolysis
Cellular component (GO): cytoplasm
Molecular function (GO): ubiquitin protein ligase binding
Source: RefSeq, a predicted model, not a curated record
AUGUUCGCGCAUGACAUGCUGGAGGCCAGCUGCGGCCAGGUGAGCAUCGACGACGUGGAGGGCCCGGUGCUGAGGCUCCUGGUGGCCUACACGUAUACCCUGCAGGCCCCCCAGCUGCCCGACAUGGCCGCCCAGCUGCCAUCGGCGGCCGACAAAUACGGCUUGUCGGCCCUGAAGGCUGCCUGCGAGCGGCAGCUGAUCUCGCAGUUGGCCGUCGAGACCGCAGCGGCGACGGCCGUCACGGCAGUGAGGCACUCGUGCCCGGACGCCACCAGGGCUGCCGUCGCCUUCAUAAAGGACCACCUGCAGGUGAUGGCCACGCGGGGCUGGGCGGACGCUGUGCUCGAGUACCCGCAAGAAGUCAUUGAAGUCAGCAGUAUGGUCGGAGGGCCACCCGCAGAAGACAGCUUGCCGACCGCCACAGGGGGCGGGUCCACCCCCAACUCUGACAGUCAACCCCACAGUGGCCACAGCCGGACUCCUGCUGCAGCUGCGCCUCCCACAUCUGCCAGACACACCCCUCCACCUGAUGACGCAGCCGUCUCUCGCUUCCGGAGCCUUUCUGAGGAGGAGCGAGGCAGGAGGCUGAGAGAGAGAGGCCACGCGGCUGUGGUGCGGCUGCUGCUCUCUGCGGCGUCCGACCCCAACGCCAGGGAUCAGUGGGGGCAGACGCCGCUGCACUGGGCGGCAUGGAAUGGCCAAGCAGAAGCGGCGGCUGCGUUGCUGCAGGCCGGAGCCGACAGGGGGGUGAGGACUAAUAAGGGGAACACCGCCCUGGACAUCGCCAGGCGGUACAACCAUCAGGAGAUCGUCAGGAUGCUAACACAGAGUUAA